CUUGACUUGAGACUUUCCAGUCUAGACUUUGGACUUGACUCGGGGCUUGCCUGUCUUGACUCGGGACUUGACUCGGACUUGAGGGCAAAGACUUGAGACUUACUUGUGACUUGCAAAACAAUGACUUGGUCCCACCUCUGCCAAUUAGACAGUCACACUCCCUGUCACUCACUAAAUGUGCUCUAUGCGGGAGCUCACUGCACCUCUGUGCAGAAUGUUCCAUCCUGAAAAAUACAAUUAUGAUAAAUAAACUCCAGUCAAGCCAACUUCAUUUAUUCAAAACAGACACUACCUUGAGACAAUUUAGCAGAACCAUGCUGCUAACACUUAUAGGACAACCAACUGGAGCCAAGACUCACACCAUCCCAAAAAAUCUUGACUGUUGAUUAUUUUCUUUAAGUAGUACCCCUUGUUGAUGAUAUUUGCAUUGGUUUUCAUAGGCGAUUGCAAAAGAAAAAGCAUUUCUAGCAUUAAAUGUGUUUUACUAAACCCAGCUGUGACCUCUCUUGGUAAGCCUACUCCUCAUCUCUUUGGUGAAAGUGUCAUUAAUAAUGUAGCAGAGUGUAAUGUAACCCAGAGAUACAUAGGACAUAAGAACGAGAUGGCGUCUUUGAGCGUGGAAGAAGCUGUGAGUAUUAAUAUAUAUAUAUAUAUUUUCUUUUACAAUAUGACUGAUUUUUCUCUGAACGUGUUUAUUUCUGCAGGUGUUAAAGAGUGAAGCAGUGAAAGUGGGCAUUGUACUAAAUACAAUCCCAGGAGGGAAUGAGAGUGUCUUCAUUCAUGAAGAUGGACAACAUGUGGAGUACAUAUCAAAAGAUGAGAAACUGCAGUCCUUCUCAUUCCACCAAGCUGUGACUAUAGACAACAUGCAGAGGUGCCAGCAGAAGCUUCUGCAGCCUCUUGCUGAGUCCGUAUGCGGAGGCUACAGUGGGUCGCUGCUCCUAUGUGGAGCCUCCACGGAGAACAUCUGCACUCUCAUUGACCAUGACGUCAUUAAGCAGGUGUUGACAAACGUGCUGAGGCAUGUGAUGUCAAAAGUGAAGAAGGAGCUGUUCAUCUCCGUGUCCUUUCUUCAGUUUAACCCAGACGGGGCUGGUGUGGACCUCCUGAGCCCUGACACCAACACGCUGGGUCUUGUCCGUCAUCCAGUCCUGGGAGGUGUUGUCAGAGAUUUAAGCGAGGUGUGCGUGGAUUCUGCGGAGGAGGCCUACACGUUGUACAAAACAUGCAGGGAAGCACAGGAGGCCAAUGAAGCGUUACGCAGCUGCUGUUCAAUACUCUUCACAAUGACGGUGGAGUGGAAAGUCCACGCAGGUGAGGUGGACUUGCAGUUAUGCCGCAGCAGGCUACAGCUGUUCAACCUGGUGGGAGGAGCCUGCAAGACUGACCCCACAGGGGUCAACCCACUGUUGGCGGCCGUGGAUCAAACGCCAGGCGAAGUCAUGAAAACACACCCGCUCUUGCCUUGCCUGCUACGUGACGCACUAACAGGAAGUAGCAGGACCACUCUCAUCUACUUCAUCCAACCCCAAGGUGACAUGGACGGCGAGACUCUGUCUGCUUUGUCUCUGGCUGAAAAAGUCCAGCGCCUGUCAACAAAGGCCGCGGCGGCGCGCUGCUGGCGUCCUCGUGAAGCGGAGCGAGAGAUCCGAGGCCGCGUUACGACGCUGAGACGCGAGAUGAUGGCGGAGGCAGGAAGUGAGGCGUGUGAUGACACACUCAGGCUGGCUGAGCUUGUACAAAACCUGCAGAUUGUCAAAGACCAGGCAUGGGAGAGGAGGAGGAAAGAAUCAGAGGGGAUUCAAUUUAAGCUUGGUCGCAGCAGAAAGAGUUCGGACACCGUGAUAGGCUUACAGGAAGAGCUGAGGCAGGAAAUGGAAGCCCACAUCAAAGAAGACAGAGAGAGUGUUGAAAAAGUCCAGGAGCGAAUAACAAAGAUCCUGCAAGUGAGGGAAUCUCUCCGAGAGAAGAAGACAGCUGCAAUUAAGUGUGACCUCUGCCUGCAACAGCUGGAAGGGCGCCAUGCACACGGGCGUAGGAGGCAAGUGAAGGAGCUCGGCGGGAGAUUAAUUCAGCAGGAGGUGGAGAAGAUGGAGAAAGACUUGGCAAAAGAGCAGCUUCCAAGCUUUGGAGCGCAGAGAGAUCUGCUGGUGCUGAGCAGAGAGAGGCAGGUUCUGGUGCUGCAGGUGGAGGCCCUGAGAGCUGAGGCCCAGCAGGCCCAGAAAGACCUGCAGGACCAGAAUGAAGGGCACCAAAGUGAGAUGCAUCAGCUGAGGGAAGAAAGCCUGCAGGUGUUGAGGAGGUUCCAUGAGUCAAGCGAGGAUGUGAGGAGGAUGUCAGAGGUGAGAUACAGAAGUGUGCUCCUGGAGGCGGUGCAGGAUGCGGUCUAUCUAUCUGCUCAGAACCAGCAGCUGCAAGCUGACAACAAACAACUGCUUCACGCUCUGGGAGAGUUGAAGGACACACUAACCAAGAGAGGUCUUCACACCUCUGCAUUUUCCUUAAAACAUGACUGACAUGACAUGAAUGACCAUAAACAUUUUCAUAUCUUUUAAUUAGGCUAGCACUCGCUUAUCAUUUUAAU
Nerophis lumbriciformis (worm pipefish) is the source of this 2584-nucleotide messenger RNA. Its product is annotated as kinesin-like protein KIF3A. The record is from RefSeq and is a predicted model, not a curated record. Lineage: Eukaryota; Metazoa; Chordata; Actinopteri; Syngnathiformes; Syngnathidae. Gene Ontology annotation, molecular function: ATP binding; microtubule binding; microtubule motor activity. Gene Ontology annotation, biological process: microtubule-based movement.